AUGUCUUCCCGGCGAGCUCCUCUCACCAGCAACCCGAAUGUCGCCAACUCACCUCUCAGAGCUCCCUCGACCCUUAACGGGUAUCCCAAGCAGAAGCGGUCCUAUGCCACCGUCCAGCGUGAGGAAGCCUACGGCCAGCCGCCUCCGGUGAAGAAGCAGGCCCUCGAGAAUGGCUCUCGCGCCGUCCGAUCUCCGUCCAAGACGGCGGCUACGGCCACGGCGUCCCGCACCCAUGUCCUCGUACAGCGUGGCGGGGCCGCUCGUUCGACAACGUCUAGGGACCGUGUUUCGAGGGCCGCCCCCGCAGCCCAGUCUACGAGAACCGGCCAGGAGGCAGAUACCCAAGUCUGGCGGAGCCACUACAAGGCCAAGUUCCCCAAGAUGGUGUUUUACUUUGAAAGCAUCCCUGAUGAUGUCCGGGCAAAGCUGGUCAAGCGAGUGACGUACUUUGGUGCUCGCCACGAACCCUUCUUCUCGAUCGAUGUGACGCACGUAAUCACAACAAGGCAAAUCCCCUCCGAGCGAUCCCAGCCAGCUGGUGAAGGUGCUGCCGAGCCGGCCGUGUCGGACCACCAGCAGUCUCAGCAGCGUCAACAGCAGGACGAGCCUGAGGAACAACCGCAGACUAUCAAUCCGUCGUUGCUCGAUAGGAAUACCGCCGCGCGACGGAAGCUCCUCUUCGACUUUCGUCAGGCGUCCGUGUCGUCGCAGCAGUUGGAUGACCCCGCCAAGCGGAACAGGGCGCGUAACAACGACGUUUUGCACAAGGCUCGGGACAUGGGCAAGAAGAUCUGGCCCUUGGAGAAGUUCCAAAAUAUGCUGUCGGUACUGCUGGAGGCCGAGCACCAAGGCGGCCAGCCCUCACGCAACUCGACUGUGCGGAACCACUACGGCGUGUCCAAGAGCUCGCACGAGCCGAACCUGCUCCAGCUCUUGCACAACGAGCGCAUCAACGGCCCCUCGGACCGAGACCCCACUGCCGUCAACAGGGAGUUGGUCUACUUCAAGGGUCCCUUCAUUCACGUCUGGGACAUGGACGAGAAACAGAAGCCCAUUAUGGUGCGCGAGUAUCCCAAGGUUGCAAGCAAGCAGGAUGGCGAGUGGCCUCAGUUCCGAAGCGUCGGCAACGGCCGCUGCCCUUUCGUCGAGGAAAUCGAGGUUCCUGACAAGGAGCAGCGACGGAACCGUGAGCGCGAAAAGGCACGCGCGGCGGCAGCUGCGGCGGCAGCCGCUGCGAAGAAGGAAGAGGCGGCACAUAUCCCCAUUCUGAAGCCACCAGAGGUGCCCGUGGUCAAGCCGGUGACCGGGAAGCGGACGCUGGCGGAGAUGGAAGACGGCCAUAACAGGGGUCUCCGAGCUGCCACGCCGACAGACAUGCACAAUCCUACCAAAAUCGCUGCCCCGAAGCUGAUGGAUUCGCGACCACAGAAUGCCUUCAUCAGCCGCGCAGAAGGUGGCCGACUCUUUGCCGGGGAGCCGGUCGCUUCUGGCAUGCAGCCGUCGAAUAUCACGUCGGCUAUUCGGUCGCAGAUGAUCUCUUCAACGUCCGGCAUUAACGGGGUCAAAGCGGGUACGAGCAAAGAGGUUCAUGGCCUUCAGCGCAAAGUGCUCCAGAAGGCCGCCCCUGCGUCCCAGGACCCCAGCUCCCGCCGUCUGGCAGAAGUCUCGAUGGAAGUCGCAUCUAGUCGAUCGACCAACAUGGGCCGCCAGACGUCCAGGACGGUGCAGACCCCGGACGAAGACUCUCAGCGCACAGAUGGCAAGGACAAGCGCGCCCAGUCACAGACGCUGAAGAGCAAGAAAGAUCUGAAGCCCGGCUACUGCGAGAACUGCCAGGACAAGUUCAGAGACUUUGACGAGCAUAUCCUGUCACGCAAGCAUCGCAAAUUUGCCGAGAACGACGAGAACUGGACUGAGCUGGACCAGCUGCUGGCUCAGCUCAAGCGCAUGCCCAAGUAUCCCGGCGCGGACUCCGAUGACGAGUCCUGGUAG
This is a messenger RNA of Purpureocillium lilacinum, 1992 nucleotides long. RefSeq lists its product as uncharacterized. Gene Ontology annotation, molecular function: nucleic acid binding; zinc ion binding; protein serine/threonine kinase activator activity. Gene Ontology annotation, cellular component: Dbf4-dependent protein kinase complex. The record is from RefSeq and is a predicted model, not a curated record. Gene Ontology annotation, biological process: positive regulation of nuclear cell cycle DNA replication; regulation of cell cycle phase transition. Lineage: Eukaryota; Fungi; Ascomycota; Sordariomycetes; Hypocreales; Ophiocordycipitaceae.